AUGGCCGCUACAGUGCGCAAGUUUCGCCCUGUGGUGAUUUCCGGGCCAUCAGGGACGGGCAAGUCCACGAUCCUUAAGCGGCUCUUUGCCGAGUUUCCUGAUAAGUUCAGCUUCUCCGUAUCUCAUACCACCCGAGGCCCUCGUGCUGGCGAAGUCGAUGGUCGCGAAUACUACUUUACAAGCAAGGAAGCCUUUUUAAAUCUUGUUGACGAAGGCGGCUUUAUCGAAUAUGCUCAAUUCGGUGGCAAUUACUAUGGAACGAGCACCAUGGCGGUGAAAAAUAUUAGCGAAAAAGGGAGGGUUUGUAUAUUGGAUAUUGAAAUGGAGGGAGUCAAGCAAGUCAAAAAGACCGACCUUAAUGCCCGAUUCCUAUUCCUCGCCCCUCCAUCUAUCGAAGAACUAGAGCGCAGACUCCGUGGCCGCGGAACAGAGACGGAAGAUAGCCUCAGUAAACGGUUGGCGCAAGCAAGCAAUGAACUAGAAUAUGCCAAGCAGCCGGGAGCUCAUGACAAAAUCGUAGUCAAUGAUGAUUUUGACAUAGCUUACAAGAGUGUGAGAGAUUGGAUCGUGGAUAAUGGCAAUUUUGGCGCAACACUUUGAGUUUCCACAGGUCUGGCCUUUUUUUUCAUGUAUCUAUUGCUAGCCGAGAUACCCUGUUCUCUCAUGGAUAUAUAAAAUACAGAAUGUUGCAAAAGAA
Messenger RNA from Coccidioides posadasii C735 delta SOWgp, 697 nucleotides. RefSeq names its product guanylate kinase. Gene Ontology annotation, molecular function: GMP kinase activity. Lineage: Eukaryota; Fungi; Ascomycota; Eurotiomycetes; Onygenales; Onygenaceae. The record is from RefSeq and is a predicted model, not a curated record. Gene Ontology annotation, biological process: purine nucleotide metabolic process. Gene Ontology annotation, cellular component: cytosol.